Musa acuminata subsp. malaccensis (wild Malaysian banana) is the source of this 957-nucleotide messenger RNA. RefSeq names its product monothiol glutaredoxin-S2-like. The record is from RefSeq and is a predicted model, not a curated record. Lineage: Eukaryota; Viridiplantae; Streptophyta; Magnoliopsida; Zingiberales; Musaceae.
UCCGAGAACGAAAAACCAAAAGGGGAGGACGAAGAAAGGCGAUCUGAUGGCUGCGGUGGCGGCAGCGGUGGCGAGGGGGAAGAAGAGGGGGACAGCUGUGCUGUCCAUCGACGGGGCGGAUGAGGCGCCGGAGGUGCGGGUGGCGCGGCUGAUCAGGGAGAACCCCGCGGUCAUCUUCAACCGGCGGGAGUGCUGCAUGAGCCACGUCAUGAAGCGGCUGCUGGCGGUGGUGGGCGCCCACCCAGCGGCCAUCGAGCUGCAGGAGGCCGACGAAGAGGCUGCCGCUGCCGCGGCGGGGGACGGCGGGCUUCCCGCCCUCUUCGUCGGCGGCGUUGCCGUGGGCGGCCUCGAGGGCCUCAUGGGCCUCCACCUCCGCGGUGGUCUCGUCCCCAUGCUCCGCGAAGCCGGCGCCCUCCGCAUCUGACGCGUGUCCCAGUCUGAUGGUGGAGCCGACGCAGGGUAAUGCUGUAGUUCUCCUCCCAUCUCUUUGUUUCUCCCUUCUCUGUAACUUUCUAAAAGUAAUCUGUGGGGAUCGAGUAAGAGUUCUUCUUCAUCCUUGCCUCCCGGGGAAGGGUGCAUGUCUCCACCGUAAAUAGGGAGCGUAUCAGGAAAGAGGAAACCAAAAGGGCUAAAAGAGAAGAAGCACGGGUCCUUUGUACUGCAUGGUGAUGAGUGGAUCUUUGUUCUAAUGCGUUUUAACCCUUCCUUCCACUGGUCUUGGUUGUCUUCUACUGCAAUCCUCACGAGCGAGCGAAAGCCAUGGCCGGUUGGAAUUGGGUGGAGGAUAAGAACGCAGGAAACGCCUUGUCUGAUGUCGUAAGAAGCGGGCGUAGGCCGUAGCGUUUACGUCAAUGGUGGUGGUGUUUGUAAUUAAGAAUUGGUUUGGUUGGUGUAAUCAUUGACUUGUUUAUAGUGUAAUUGAUGGUUUGAUUCGCUAAAUUCGAGUUGGACGAGAGU